This is a messenger RNA of Botrytis byssoidea, 1804 nucleotides long. RefSeq lists its product as uncharacterized. Lineage: Eukaryota; Fungi; Ascomycota; Leotiomycetes; Helotiales; Sclerotiniaceae. The coding region runs from base 128 to 1804 and encodes 558 amino acids. The transcript is spliced from 3 exons. The record is from RefSeq and is a predicted model, not a curated record.
CCGCUUUCUCUUUCAAAGCUCGUAAUCUUAAUUCAUCGACUCUGGAUAUUACUCGAUACUUUCACGAAAGCCUUAUCCUGGGACUCGAGUCGAUUUUUGACAAGACAAGUACUGCGGCGUCGUCGAAAUGAGCCAUCAACAGCCUGGCGUCCCUCCGGCUCCACCUCUUGGAGCAAUGGGACGUGGUGCUCCGGGACCCCAUCCUCAUCCACAAGGAGGAGGUAGAUCAGGACCGCAACCAAAUUUUCAAGGACCUCCGCAAGGUCAUCCAGCUCACCAAGGUCAUCCAGGACAGGGUGGUCCACCACCUGGCGGACGUGGUCAGUCUCUGCCGCAAAUGCAAAUGCCUAUGCGACCACGACAUGAAUCUUCUCACGUAGUGGAUCUGAACGCCUCAGAGAAACGACCACUUGACGAUGCAGCGUACAGAAAGUUGUUGACAACACACACGGUCUUUUCAAUUAGAAAAGUUGUACCGACUGGAAAAGAAAAAUCCACCUGGGCAAAAGCUAUAGUAACUGAAGAGGCUUUAUCACAAGAGGAUAUUGUUGCCCAGUUGAAAAAAUUGAAGGACUCCUCACAAACAAUAACAGAUAAAAAAGGAGCUUUAUAUCCAAAUCAGCAGAGCCAAGUAAAUAAACUUCUGGAUCGGUUGAAAAACGAGGAAUCGGAUCAACACUUUGAUUGGUCCCUUGUUCAGCUUGAUCGAAGAGAGAGGUCUUCCAACAAAGUGAGAGAAACUGUUUUGAUCACCGUCAUAGUAAAACGUUCGCCCAGAGAUGAAGUUAAUGCCACCGCACUUUUCACCAUCAUCGACAGGCAAAAACAAGAAAAAUUAGCACACUUGACCAGACCUCCAAUGCAACCUCAGCCUCAACCUCAGCCUCAACCCCAAACUCAUCCUCAUCCUCAAUUUCAACCCCAACCACAAGGCCAACCUCAACCUCAAUUUCAACCUCAGCUCAGACCACAAAACGCUCCGCCCAAUCCGAAUGGGCAACCUCAAGCCCCUAUAAGAAUUAUUCAUACGUCUAGCCAAAAGGAUGGAAACCAGGGCCGAUCAAGAAGCAAAAGCAGACAAAGACCGACGCGCUAUCAGUCAGACUCAAAUUCAGAAUCCGAAUCUGAUAGCGAUACGCUCUCAACUGGAGCUUCGACCAUCAGUAGCUCUCUGGUCACUAGCAUUAGUUCUCAUUCUGAUGGGCGCUCAAAGAAGUAUAGUUCACGUGGUAGACGAGGUCGUAGCCAAAAAGCUGUACCACUUUCCGCUCCCAAUGCCAUUGCACAAGCAUUUCGACAAGGUAGAGAAGAAGAAAGGGCUGCUGCCCAGUAUUAUCUUUCUCAGCCGCACCGACCGAUCAUUAUUGAUGAGCCAUCAAGAGCUGUGGUACCUGCCGGUCGUCGCGAACUUGAAUAUGAUACCAUAGCGCCGAGAUAUCCUGCGCGUCAACAUACAGAAGUCCCAAUGGUAGAAGCUCCUCGGUAUAGAGAACAUCAAUAUUCAAGGCCCGCACCUCGAUAUCGAGAUGACCUAUACAACGAAAGACACCUUGAUGACCUACUUGAGGAUGAUUCUCCACCUGUCAUCAUCCGGAAUGUGAGAUCAGUUCCACGAGAGGCCACUUAUAGACGUCGUUUUUCUGACGCUGAGAGCUACAUUGAUCGAGAUUCAACCACAACUAGAAUCCCAUUCACAGGUCUUCGCCCUCAAAUCCCUCAAUUUCGCCGUCAUCCAUUCACCCCAAGAAGUCCACCACGGCAUCGGUACAGUUCCAGUUAUAGCAGUGAUAGUGCGUAUGCAUAG